Molecule: messenger RNA, 582 nt
Organism: Telopea speciosissima
Lineage: Eukaryota; Viridiplantae; Streptophyta; Magnoliopsida; Proteales; Proteaceae
Product: small glutamine-rich tetratricopeptide repeat-containing protein 2
Exons: 1
Coding region: 1-582 (193 amino acids)
Molecular function (GO): protein binding
Source: RefSeq, a predicted model, not a curated record
AUGGCGAUGCACAAUUUCCCCAGACAAGCCCUAGCGAAGCUGCGAUUGAGGAAUCGAGGCAACGUCCAAGCGAAGCGCCACUUUGUCCAAGGCGCUCAGUUGUUGACGAGAGCUCGAUCCGCCCGCAACAAAUCCACUUGCGUCUCCCUCGCUAAGGAAGCCGUCGAUGAAGCCGAUAAGGCUCUCCUCCUCGACCCAAAAGACUCCGCCGCUCACAUCUUGAAAGCCCUAGCUCUCGAUCUGCAAGGCCACAAAUCCUCUGCUCUUAGAUCACUGGAUAUCGCUCUCUCCCCACCAGCCGUCAAGACUCUUUCCGAUCGCGAGCGAGGGGAUGCCUUAUUCAAGCGUGCUGAGUUGCAGGUCGCAGUGAAUCGUCGGCGCAGGGUUGACUCGGCAUUGUCGGACCUGGUCGAGGCGGUGAAGCUUAGCCCAGAAAAUUCCAAGGCUUUUUGCCUCUUGGGUCAGUGCUAUGAGGAGAAGGAGAUGAUGGAAGAAGCUAAGCAGGCGUACGAGAAGGCCAUCAGGUUCCAACCCAGUUCGUCCAUAGCCCGUGAGGGUUUGGAUCGUCUGGCAUCGCGGUAA